Ruditapes philippinarum (Manila clam) is the source of this 2630-nucleotide messenger RNA. Its product is annotated as C-C chemokine receptor type 4-like. Gene Ontology annotation, molecular function: G protein-coupled peptide receptor activity. The record is from RefSeq and is a predicted model, not a curated record. NCBI's taxonomy places the organism in Eukaryota, Metazoa, Mollusca, Bivalvia, Venerida, Veneridae. The transcript has a single exon. Gene Ontology annotation, biological process: neuropeptide signaling pathway. Bases 72 to 1106 code for a protein of 344 amino acids. Gene Ontology annotation, cellular component: membrane.
UGCGUUGGAAUAGCACAUCAACUGAAAAUGUUGUGGAUGACAUAGUAAUAAAUGAUGGUGUUUAUACGGGCAUGAAUGUCACAAAUCUGACAACAAACACGAUUCUGGAAUUUUACCCUACUAACAACUUGGCCGAGCUCUUUGCUAUGCUGGAGGAACUACGUUUUAAAGUUUCGGAUUUUUUUUGGGAAAGGUUAAGCAUAGUAUUUGCAAUUAUCAGUGUCAUUGGUAAUUGUUUCAUAAUUGCUGUUCUCGGAAAAAAAGGCGAAAAGCUAUCUUCAACUUCUAUAUUCAUCCUGUCACUUGCCCUGGCUGAUUUGUUUGUCAGUGGAUACUUUAUUGAAGGUUUUCUUGUAUCGAAUGAUUACAUUUUAGGCGCGUAUAGUACAUUUGACUGUAAAUUUAGAAGAUCCUUUCAAAUACUAGGGCGUAAUGCUUCUCCUUUGACACUUUGUUUGAUAUCUGUAGAACGAGUAUUUUGUGUUGUUAUACCGCACAAGGUAAAAAAUAUAUUUACAAGAAAGGUUGCAUUUUUUCUGUUACUUGCGGUAUGGAGUAUAUCCUUAGCAUUUAUUUCUUUGUAUGCCUUCAAUUACAUAUUUGUGAUCACAUCUUUGGGUAAUCAUUUGUGUGUUAUACCUUAUAGUGAAAAGUAUAUAAGUGUUACGUAUCGGAUAAGUAGUAUUAUGGGUUUUGUCCUAAAGAAUGGUACUUGGUUGAUUAAUGUCAUUUGCAUGAUAAUCAUAACACGGACCUUGAUUCAAAACGUUGUUGUGAGAGGCGGUAAAUCUGUUAAAACACCAGUAAAGUCGGUGACUUUAAGUUUGCUUACAGUAAAUGCCGUUUAUAUUCUAUUCAUGACACCAAUUGUUUUGUAUGAUGGCUAUGUUAUGGCUUUUAUGGAAAAAGAACUAAACCUUUUUGAGUUCUAUAACCACAUAAAUGUGCACAAUAUUCUGCAGUUUCUUUCAAACAUAAACAACGUCUUGAAUAUCUUUAUCUAUUUUUUGCUUGGUGCAAAAUUUAGAAAAGACAGUAAAGAGUUCUUACUUUCAUUCAAACUGUUACAAAUAUGUUGUCUUCCAAAAGCGCAAAAGGAUUGCUAGAUAUUAUCAAUGAAAUCCAAAUUAAACAUUCUAAAGUGACAUUAUGCCUACCUAAGUUUAAUGGUCAGUAAAACGUUAAAACUCAAACUACCUUGGUAUUUUGCCAUAACUGUGGUGAUUUUUUUAUUUCACAACGAAAGAAUCAUAAAUAAUCUGCGAUGUUCAGAAUAUAUCGGUAUUGUUCAAUAUUUACAAAGAGUGGGGCAAUCUUUACAUAAUUAAGGUCAUUUUAAUAAAGUUUCAGUUACAUUUUUCAGUAUCAAUUAUUGGUCAAUCACUAUUAUAACAGUCAUUCUUUUGAAAUAUAUUACUCAUUCUACUCAUAUUUACACCGAUACAAUGAGCAGAAUGUCACUUUAUUGAACAAGUAAAAAAUGUUAUGAAAGUAAAUAUAUGCGCUAUUUGGACAAAGAAAAAAUAUUUUCAUUGCAACCACUUUGUCUCUAUGUAUUGUUUUGCUUUAAGAAUAUAUGUAUCAGGGUAAAUUGUAUUGUGUUUGAGGUAGAUGCCUCGCAUUGUGAUUUUAAUUGUAUAUCCUUUCUUUCAAAGUGUAUAAGUUUUUUUUCAAAUAUUGAUGAACACAAUUUGAAUGCAUCAUCUGCAUAUUCUUAUGAAAUAUUUCUGCAAAACAAAAUAUUGAUAGAGUUUAAAAGGGAUUUAGUAGAGCAUUUAUAUGGUAAACGAUUAUGAUAAUUUUUUCUAGAAAUGUCAUAUUUGAUCAUGUAUCUCACACUUACCAUCAACUGUCAUAUAUUAUUUUUCAUAGGAUACUAAAAAUUAUCAACAUAAUUAUUAGUAUCGUUUCAAAUCCUCCAUUAUGAGCCAAUUCACUUUACUUUUCUUAAUAUCAUUACUUUACAUGUAGUCAUACUGAUCUGAAUUUGACGGGACUUAAGAAAUUCUUCGACUUACAUGGAAUUUUGAGUAAGGCGUUUUUGAGUCAUUGAGAGUCAUUACGUUACAUGUAGUCAUACUGAUCUGAAUCAAAACAUAUCUUUGUGUAUCUUUUGCAUACGCCUUCAAGUUAUAUUUGUAUUUCAAAAUAUUGUUGUAUUACAUUUGACAUGCACAAUUAUUCUGUUAUAUAAACAUAGGAAUCAAUGAAGAAUAAAACUCAAUGCCAAUCAUGCUUAUGUUAUAUUUGUAUACAGUUUCAACUUACUUAUAGAACAUUCAUAUGAUUUAAGAUGAAUUAUUUGAGUAGAAAGCAACGUUUAUAGCCCCAAUCGCAAACUGUAGCAAAUCGCAGGGACAUACUUAUUUGAUAUUUACACAACCCUAUUAAUUCUACGAAUAUGAAGAAAGAUACUGUGACACUUUAAUAUUUGUUAUUUUGUGUGUUUUUAUUUUAUUUCAUUUCCUUUUUACAAUGUUUUUUUCUAAUAGUUCAUAUUUAAUUCACACCAAAGCCUUCAUUUAAGACACAGGAACGCUUUAGUUUUUGCGUAUUUAUGUAUGAACUUUCCUAAAAUAACAAUUCUUAAAAGGAUGAAUGUUCAAAAUUCAGGAAAUCUUAAUAAAAGG